Molecule: messenger RNA, 1422 nt
Organism: Aspergillus pseudonomiae
Lineage: Eukaryota; Fungi; Ascomycota; Eurotiomycetes; Eurotiales; Aspergillaceae
Product: major facilitator superfamily domain-containing protein
Exons: 7
Coding region: 1-1422 (473 amino acids)
Biological process (GO): transmembrane transport
Cellular component (GO): membrane
Molecular function (GO): transmembrane transporter activity
Source: RefSeq, a predicted model, not a curated record
AUGAUGUUGACUGUGGUUCAGGAUAGUUCAAAUAGCCUAGAAGAGGCACCCGCUUAUGACAUUGCCGCUGAAAAGGCUCUGGUAUGGAAACAGGACCUACGCAUCGUGCCGUUGUCUGCAUUUAUCUACUUAUUAUGCUACCUUGAUCGCUCAAAUAUUGCCUUAUUGACUCUAGGAAAUGCCAAGGUAUUGAACAAGGACAUGGGCAACGACCUUCUCUCCGAAACAGAAAUGAGCAAUUAUCAAUACACGAUCGCGUUGAUGGUAUUUCUUGUGGCAUAUGGAAUAUUUGAGGUACCCUCAAACUAUUUGCUGAAGAAGCUGAAGCCCAGCAGGUGGAUUGCGUUCCUCAUGUUUGCCUGGGGAGGCAUCACAAUGGGUCUGGGUGGCUCUCGUAACUUUGGAGAUGUUACUGGUAUUCGGUUCCUGCUCGGGGUCAUUGAAGCUGGGCUGUUCCCCGGACUUGUAUAUUACCUAACAUUUUGGUAUCGGGUCUCGGAGCGUUCUAUACGUGUGGCACUCAUUCUCGCCUCUGCUACACUAGCCGGCGCAUUUGGUGGCGCUAUCGCUUAUGGAGUUGGCUACUUGAACAGAGCUCAUGGUCUGUCGGCCUGGCGCUGGCUGUUCAUAAUCGAAGGAGCCCCGUCGUGUGCGUCGGCGAUCCUUGUAUGGUUUCUAUUACCAGACUACCCGGAAACAGCAGGCUGGUUGAAUGCCGCAGAUCUCAACUUGGCAAAACACAGACUCCGGCUGGAAGGUUCAAAGAGCAGUGCGAAAACGAUGAGUUGGUCAGACGCGAAGGCUGUGUUGACUGAUUGGCGAUUAUACGGCCAUUAUGCGAUUUAUUUCGGCAUUUCGACUCCAUUCUCGAGUCUUUCGCUCUUUACCCCAUCCAUUACUGCCGGCUUGGGGUACGAGAACCUAGAAGCCCAACUGAUGACGGUCCCGCCUUAUGCCGUUGCAUAUGUAGUAACGGUCGCAAUUUCAUGGUCAGCCGACCACUUCAACGCACGCGGAAUCCACGCAGCAAUAUUCUCGUGCAUUGGUGCUGUAGGCUUCUUAGCCUCUGCUGUCUUACCCGCAGAUGCAUAUCAGAGUCGGUAUGGCUGCUUAAUUGUGGCGGCCAGUGGCGCUUUUUCAUGCAUUCCUCCUCUUCUUGGCUGGUUAUCUUCUAACCUCCAUUCUACUGCUGGGGCCGGGCUUGCGAUCGCGCUCAAUAUCUCUUUCGGCGCACCGGGUCAAAUUGUCGGGGUGUGGAUUUACAAGGCGGACGAGGCUACUCGGGGGUACCCCACAGGCCAUUGGACGAAUGCUGCUUUACUAUUGUUUGUCUGUAUUUCGUGCAUUCUUCUGCAUAUCUACUAUGUGUUUUUGAAUAGGAAACAACGGAGGAGCGGGGAGACUAAAGCUUAUGUUUAUUGA